GCUUCACUCAGACAAAGAAUAAAUUGUUACUUUCCGUGACUCGAUUAUUCAACUUAUUGGUGCAUAUAAAUCAGUUAGAAAUUUUUUGAUCAGGAAACUCGACAUCUGGCGCAGACAUGAAAGGUUGUACGCUGAUUUUUUGCUUUCUGCUAUUUUUGGUGGCUGUUGAUGCCCGUGAAUAUAAAAAACGUGGUAAAAAGGGAAUGAAACAAAGAAUAAAAAUUUGUGGCAGCGAUGGGAAUACCUAUGAGAGCAUGUGUCAACUAUUUGAAGAGAAAUGUACCAACGCUGGUAAACUAUACAAGGCUUACAAUGGAGAUUGUAGGUCAAAUAUGACUGAAAACCUAAUUCAGCCGAAUGACAAAAAACGUCAAAAGAAAAAAAGUGCGAGUGACGACAGAUUAGUUUGUGGUUCGGACGGCGUUACGUACAUCAAUAAAUGCGAUUUCAACAGAGCACGUUUUUGUAAAAAAGUUAAAUUUUUACAUGUCGGAAAAUGCGGUGGAAAUUGCGAAAAGGUUGAUGUUUGCCCAAUGGUGGUGAAAAAAGUAGAAAAAAUUAAAGCGUUUAAAAAGAAAAGGGCGGAUAAAAUUGAAAAACUCAAAAAGAAAAUGGAAAGAAAAGGCAAUAAGAACAAUAAAAGCGUUGAAAAACUGAAGAAAAAGUUGGAAAAGAAAGUCAAGUACCUAGCUAAAAGAUUGAAGAAGUUUUUAACGAAUGGCAAAAAAAGAAUUUGCGCAAGUAAUGGUCACACAUACCAAAGCAAAUGUGAUUUUAUGAUUGCAAGAUGCAAACAGCACGCAACAGAUGGCACUAUCUUAAAAUCAAAAAAAUGCUGAACUUUGAAUUAAUUUUUUAUUUAUAUUUGUUUGUAUUAAACACUUUUAUUAAUCAUUUGUAGGUUUUUAACUCCUCUAUACACUGUUGUGUUUUAUAAUUUUCGUAAUAAUUAACGCACACAUCAUUG
Molecule: messenger RNA, 967 nt
Organism: Hydractinia symbiolongicarpus
Lineage: Eukaryota; Metazoa; Cnidaria; Hydrozoa; Anthoathecata; Hydractiniidae
Product: ovoinhibitor-like
Exons: 2
Coding region: 117-839 (240 amino acids)
Biological process (GO): anatomical structure development
Molecular function (GO): collagen binding; protein binding; extracellular matrix binding
Source: RefSeq, a predicted model, not a curated record